GGCGGGAGUCCGAAGGGGAGGGGGAGAGGCAGACGGGCGAGGAGCGGCUUGGCGCAUGCGCGAGUGCAUGUGCAGCCUCGCUCCCAUGCGCCCCUCCGGCUGGGAGAGUGGCCCCCACCCGCCCUGGCUCCUUCCGUCACCCCCGCCGUCACCCCCGCCGGCCCCCUCUCCGUCAUGCCCUCCAUGGCCUCAGCGGGGGGCAUCUCACCUGCCGCAGCGGCAGCCCUAGGCCACCCCCACCCCCACCCCCCCAACAUGCAAGACCCCUCCGCUGCCGCUACCACCAGCCAGGAGCAGCACGCAGCCGCAGCAGCUGCUGCCGUACACCCGCCCUCCGCCGCCACCAGCGGCAUCAGCGGCGGGGGCGCCUUUGCGAAUCCCACCGCUGCCUCAGCUACGGCGGCAGCGAUGUCAGCUGCAUCUCCACCCCCUGCCGCCCCCCUCCACAUGCCUCCCUCGCUGCUAGCGGCCAGCAGCGCUGCCGGCGUGCUGCGGCGGGGCGAGGCGGCGGGGGCGUGUCGGGUUGCGGUGGUGGAGCUGCCCCUGGGGGUGGCGGGGGCGGCAGCCGCGUCAGCCGCGGCGACCCGAGGGCCUGUAAGUGGCGGCGCUGCUGGUGGUGCUGGUGCCCCUGCCAGUGUCGGGGCUGAGGCGGUAGUGAGCGGAGCGGGCGGAGGAGGUGGCAGCAGCGGUGGCGGUGUGUGUUGGACGUACAGCAGCAGCCGGCAGGGAGUCGACCUGUCGCAGGCCCUCUCCGGUCCGCUGCGCUCGCCGGUGCUGCUGUGGCUGCCGGUGUGGGUGCCGCCCGCGGGGCCGGGGGGCGGCGGGGCGGAG
This is a messenger RNA of Astrephomene gubernaculifera, 831 nucleotides long. NCBI's taxonomy places the organism in Eukaryota, Viridiplantae, Chlorophyta, Chlorophyceae, Chlamydomonadales, Astrephomenaceae. The record is from the annotation of a GenBank genome assembly.